AAAGCGGCCAAAAUGCUGUCUGGUUUGCUAGCGCAGAAUGCUUUGAAAUGCAGCCAAUGAGCGCACGAGUAGCGUCAGUACUGUUGAUGACAUCAUAGCGUCAAACUUCCGCCCCCGCCGCCAUUUUGUGAAUGGAAUCCUCACUAUAUCGGCAGCCUUUGAAUAAACGGAAAGGAACGCGAUUAUUACAAAUCGACUUGAUUUAAUACUCGGUUCAUAUUAAUUAUAUCCGAAAAAGUUUUCCAUCGAAAGAAGUCCUCUAUAUUCGCUGUUUUUUUUGCCGGUAGUUGAUCAAAUAUGUCGGAGGAGCAGACUCUGGGCGAAGAUGCGAUGAUGAUGAGGAAGAUGGAGGAAGAUGACGGAGAGGCUCCGAGUGAAGAGCAGAUCCCGGAGGUCGUUGGCUCUGUUGAUAAGGGACUGGGAGAGACGGAGGGCUCAAAGAUAGAUGCCAGUAAAAAUGAGGAAGAUGAGGGGAAAAUGUUCGUCGGAGGGUUAAGUUGGGACACAACCAAGAAAGACCUGAAGGACUACUUCUCCAAAUAUGGCGAGGUGGUCGAUUGCACUUUAAAACUGGAUCCUUUGACGGGUCGGUCCAGAGGAUUUGGCUUUGUUCUGUUUAAAGAUGCUGAAAGUGUUGAAAAGGUGAUCAUCCAAAAGGAGCACAAACUGAAUGGAAAAGUAAUUGACCCUAAGAAAGCAAAAGCCAUGAAGUCCAAAGAGCCUGUGAGGAAGGUAUUUGUUGGAGGUCUUUCCCCAGAUACUCCAGAAGAGAAGAUCAGAGAGUACUUUGAUGCUUUUGGAGAGGUGGAAUCCAUUGAACUGCCAAUGGAGAAUAAGACAAAUAAAAGACGAGGGUUCUGUUUCAUUACGUUUAAAGAGGAGGAACCAGUGAAGAAAAUUAUGGAGAAGAAGUACCAUAACAUCGGUCUGAGCAAGUGUGAGAUAAAGGUGGCCAUGUCAAAGGAGCAGUACCAAUUACAGCAGCAGUGGGGCGGGAGAGGAGGAUACUCCUUCAGAUCCAGAGGGAGAGGAGGUCCCAAUCAGAAUUGGAACCAGGGAUACGGAAAUUACUGGAAUCAAGGUUAUGGAAAUUAUGGAAACUAUGGCUACAACAAUCAAGGCUAUGGUGGAUACGGGGGCUAUGAUUACUCUGGUUACAACAACUACUACGGAUAUGGUGACUACAGCAAUCAGCAGAGUGGUUACGGCAAAUCCCCACGCCGUGGUGGCCAUCAAAACAGUUACAAGCCUUACUAAUGUUUAAACGCUACCAGAAACACGCAGGUACGUCAUUGCAUUGCUCACCGCAAGCCAUUCUUAGUUUAUAAAGCACUAUUUGAUCUUUUUGUAAUGUACAUUGCUUAAUUUUUGUUUUUCUUUAAAGUUUCACAGCACCCUGAAGUGCUUUACAUUAGUGGUAACAUAGAGACUUCGGUCUUUUGGCAAUAAUGUAACAGCUGGCUUUUGGCUGUUUCUUGUCAUUUUGUAACUGUAAAAAUUAACAGGUACAGUACUGCUAAAUGGGUAUCAGAAAAUAUGGAUUUACAACCAAAGAAAACCGAAGAAUGUUGUCUCCUAACUCUGACAUAUACCUUGUUUGUACCUGCCAGCGGGGACUUCCUUGCAGGCCGUGAGCUGACUUCCCGAUUGUCUCACGCCCGCUCAUUGCGGACAGGGUACGAGAGACGUACGCUCUCGAAUGCUCCCAUUUGGUAUGGUCUUCCAACAUCCUGUAUACGAAUUGUACUACAACAACUACAGCAACAAAAAAACAUAAAAAGGACACUUCAAGCUUUUAUCUUUUUAUUUUUAAAGGGGUAGUUUACCUAAAAAUUGUAAUUCUGUCAUUAUUCACUCAUUAUUCCAAACAUGUAAGUAUGACUUUCUUCCAUGGUACAUAAAAAGAGAAAUUCCAAAAUUUCAAGCUAAAAAAGGAUGUAAAAUUUGCAAUUAGGCAUGUGUGUGUAGUCAGUAAAUGCAAUCUAAUUUCAAGAUUUUUGAAAUGUUAUGUGUAAUAUAAAUAUAUAUAUAUAUAUAUAUAUAUAUAUAUAUACACACACACAAUUAGGCAUGUGUGUGUGUGUGUGUGUGUGUGUAUAUAUAUAUAUAUAUAUAUAUAUAUUGCACAUAACAUUUCAAAAUCUUGAAAUUAGAUUGCAUUUACUGACUUUCAAAUAAGGUAAUUACUUUUAAUUAUUUUACUGGGGUUACACAUUUAAAAAUAAACUGUGUGUGUGUGUAAAUCAGUUGAACAUGAAUUACGUUAAGUAUCUAGUUGCAUUUUGUGACAGCUGAAGGGUUGAUUGAGCGGAAAAACUAAAAUAAUUUUCUGUGAAAGGUUUUUUAGAAAGUAACUUAAAAUGAAUUACCGACUACAUAAAAUGUGAUCACAUUACUAAAGUCUGCAAUUUUACAGUAGGAAUUUGUUUUGAAUUUUUAUUUUUUAGUAACUUACUCAACACUUGCUCCUAUAAAUUGCUCCUAUAGUAGGAAAAUUGUUGUUUUAUUUUUUAUGGAAUUUACGUAAAGAUCAGGGGGCAUGAUUAAUUGUAUUUAUUUUUGAAUGCAUUAAUUAUUAUAUAAUUAAUUGCACUUAAUUAACGUGUUAAAUCCCUAGUCUAAAUAAUUUGUUUAGGAAUUUUUCUCACGCAAAGUGCACGAUUCGUAUGGACCACUUUUAUGGUCUUUUUGCAUCUUUUUUGUAACUUGAAUACUUGAGUCCCCAUUUAUUGUAAUUGCGUGAAAACAAGUGACCAGAAGAGUGUUCAGAAUUUCUCUCUUUCUGUUCUACUGAAGACAUACGGCAUGGAAUGACAUGAUAGUGGGUAAAUGAUGCCAUAAUUGUCAUUUUUGGGGUGAACUAUCCUUUUGAUGUUCCUCUGAAAUCUUCUUGGAAUUGGUUUAAUGUAAUAAUAUAUUAUAAUGUUAUGCCAUUUUUUUCAGGCACCAUCAAGUAAUGGUAAAAUAUGACAAGAGCCGGAAAAAAUUAAUUAACUGGUCACUUUCUCUGGACUUUCUCCAGUGUUAAUAUAUGCACUUUUAAUCUUACCUGUAAUGCUUGCUUUUUCUUAUUUGUAGCUGUAAUUUCCUGUAGUCCAUGAGCUAAAAGCCAUUUUGUACUUGGAUGCAGCUGUGCUGGAGAAGUGCUUUUUUUAAAUAUUUGUAUUGUUUGAUUUUUCUACUGACAGCGGUGGAAAAAGCUUCACUUGUAAACAUUGUUAAUUUUAUCUAACAAAUUCUCUUUGUUUUGUUUUUUUACUUUUCGGAAUCUUGGAAAGAACAUAUGGUCUAUGGGGAAUGUUGCUUGUAAUGUUUUUCUUUUAUACUUUAAUUUUCAUUCAAUUGAAGGUUUUGCAUUAAUUUUAUGAGUUAUGAAUUUGUAAACAUGUCUAUUUCACUUUCAAGUUUUUUAGCUAACGGAAUUUAAUUAUUGCUACUAUGAUUCUAUUUGAAAGUAAUUUCUUGUUUGCUUAUUGAAAUUUUAAAGAAUUGGGUUUCCUUUACAUUUAAUGAGAUGUUGUCUUUUAAAACAUGAUUAAUAUUCUCAUUUUUUGUUUUACAGAUGGAAUGAUGGAGAAAGUCAAGCUAAGAAAAGAAACCAAGAGGGUGAGACAUGUUAAAUAUGGAAUUGAUGAAGACUUUACACGUUUUACCACAUUUCCAGUUAUCAGCUGUAGGCUGUCUCUGGAUGCAAGUGAAUUCACCAUUUCAUGCAUAACCAGAAAUAUCAUUGAAGUGUGCACACUAAAGAAUAAUUUAAGUGUUGGAUGAUGAACUUUUCCUGAAUUUAUUUUUGUGUGUGUUUUGAAUUUUUUUGCCAUUUGGUUUUCUAGAGCUUGUGUAGUUGUGUAAUUCACUAAUGAGAAGCUCUCAUGCAUUUUUGCGUUGAGUAAAAUGAUUAGUAGAAACCCCAAAUCAUUUAGAAUUCAUUUGUAUACAGAGCUAUUAAUUUAUUGUUUAUAACGCACACAGAGUGUUGGCCAUUUCAUAUUAAUUUCAUAUUACAGUAUUUUGCUACACUCAUGUAAACCAUUGAAAAAUACAAUGGAUGCAUUAAAGUGUAUGGACUUCAAGUCUGUCAUUUCUUCAAUGAUUAAAGGAAUACCAGUAUGAACCAGUAUUAGUGAUAAUUGUGUCAUCAUUUACUCACUCUCUCAUUCUGUACUAUUUAUCACAGUAGUGUGCUUUAAUGUUGAACCAGAAAGUUUAUUUUGAAAUGCUUUUAUAUUGUACCAAAUUAAAUAAGUUUGUCACACUUGUGGUGUUCCUGAUAAAAAAUGAAUGGCCUAUAAAAAUUGAGUGAGGUUCUAAUCUUGAUGCUGACACACAGGACUAAAGUAGGAGUGACAUGAAUGCUUUUCAUUUCACAUUUGCUUUUAGGAUACUAUCGGUUAGGUUUAGGUGUUGGCUUAGUGAAGGAUGUCUGUUUUGAUUACCUCUCAUUUGUUUUAAGGACCGUGUUGGUCAGGUUUAGUUUAAAGUUUUAGCUUAGGGAGGUACUUUUUACUCAUUAAAACCUCCAUCUAAUAUUCACCUGAAAAACCUAAUCCGUUUACUACACACUUAUUUUUCUCAAUAAGUCACUGGCAUCAAACCUGACGCAUAUCAUCUUAUGGCAUGUUUGAUUUUAGAGCUACAGCGAAAAGGAAGAUUUUAAGUGAAUAACGACUAAAAGUUAAAAUAAUGACGAGUCGUAUGGACUAUUUUGCCUUUUUAUAUUUUUUGAGCAGCAAUACCAUUCUUGAAAACAUCUCCUUCUGGUUCCACAGAAGAAAGUAUGGAUUUGAAACAACAUGAGGGUGAGUAUGAGUAAAUUAUGACAAUUUAACUUUUUGGGUACUAUCCUUUUAAAGGAAUGUUCCGGGUUCAAUCCAAGUUAAGAUCAAUCAACAGCAUUUGUAGUAAAAGGUUGAUUACUACAAAAAAAUCAAUUUGUUUCUCGUUAACAAAAGACAUAACAAAGUCCAUAAAAACACUGUUUCAGAAGUAUAGCCACAAGAUUUAAACAUACAUGUUAACGUGAUUCUAGUGUGGUAGAGUUAGGAGCUCUGAUAUGCUUUUAGUAUGUUAAAAUUGCGGGUUUAUCAGUGUUGUGUUGUUAUGACGACGAAGUUGUAAUAUCAAAUCUAACUUUAUACCGAUAACCUGAGCGAUUUAUCAUGCUAAAAUCGUGUUCACAUAUUAUUUUCGUCUAGUGGCUAUACUUUUUAAAAUGUAUUUUAAUGAAUAGACUGGCCCCAUUCACUUCCACUGUACGUGUAACACAGAUUUUAGCUUUAAUCUUUCAAUAAAAACGAAGAGUUGAAAAUAUUUUGUAGUAAUCUUAUUCCAUGAAUGCUUUCGAUUCAGCUCAACUUGUACUGAACCCGGA
Xyrauchen texanus (razorback sucker) is the source of this 5371-nucleotide messenger RNA. Its product is annotated as heterogeneous nuclear ribonucleoprotein D0-like. Gene Ontology annotation, molecular function: RNA binding. The record is from RefSeq and is a predicted model, not a curated record. Gene Ontology annotation, cellular component: nucleoplasm. Gene Ontology annotation, biological process: regulation of gene expression. The transcript is spliced from 7 exons. Bases 298 to 1257 code for a protein of 319 amino acids. NCBI's taxonomy places the organism in Eukaryota, Metazoa, Chordata, Actinopteri, Cypriniformes, Catostomidae.